AUGGCCAACAUGUCGGCUUUGGCGCCGGAUAUUGUGCGCGACGGCUUCGCCUAUCAAGGCCAGCUGCUCGCCGACGUCGGCAAUUUCAACAGACACCCGCGCGCUUCUGAAGCCGAACUCACUGCCUUGCUCCGGCCCGACAAGUCAUCCAAGACCACCUCACAAAAAGAUCAAGUCGGCCAUUGGUACGUCGCCCAGCUCAAGCACUACGGUUUGCCCCAGACGAAAGACAAGAAUGCCGCCAAAAUUCGCCUCCUCGACGCCCUCAACACGGGAAAGCUCAAGGUGCCUGCCGACGUCAAGAAAUUGGAGACUGCUUUGAAAAAGGAGUACAACGCUGCCAUCCGCAAGGCAAGAGCGGAGGCGAAGGCCAAGACACCGGUAGCUGACGCCGCGCCUACCACCCCAGCAAAAAAGAGGAAGAGGGACGAAAAAGAUGACAGUGGACGAGAUGCAACCGCCGCUUCUGCGAGGAAGACCAAAGAGGCUGAACCUGCAAAGAAGAAAACCCAGGCGACACCCGUUGCACCUGCAAAGAAGAAAGCCCAGGCGACACCCGCUAAACCUGCAAAGACGAAAACCCAGGCGACGCCCGCUAAACCACGCACUGCAGCCACUCCGCAAAAGAAGAAAACCGCCGCCUCGGAUCCGAAGAAGCCUACCUCUGACAGCAAGAAAGGUGUCUACUUCCUGACUAUCCCCAAUAUUGCCAACGAAUGGCGUGCACUCGCGGCGACGCCAAAGUCAUUCAAGAUUUUACUUUGUCCUGAUGGUGACCGCUUGUGGGGCUCUUACACCUUUGGUCCUUUCUCCGGCGUCUUCCUGAUUGACGAAGGCCCUCGCGAUGAGACGUUCCGUUUCGUUUGGCGUGGCACAGACACCAGUGAUCCUACCAAAGUCAAGUUCGCCACGGGUCUUGGCGACAUGCAUUUCUUAGAUGCAAGGCAGAUUGCUGGAACAUUCUACAAUCUCUACGAUUACCGAACUUCCUUUGAAGGCAAGGUUGCAAGCGGUGCGCGUCACUGUCCUCGCGAUGCUUUGAGCUUUCAAAACGAGUGGGAUGAUUAUGCGACCACCAACAACUGGUUUGGACGACCCAGCAUUAAAGUCCCCCAGGGUGAAAGGCGUCCGAUCGGUCAAUUUGCCAAGAAUCCCGCCCUCUCCGCUCUCAAGCCUGAUGAGCCACGUUAUCUUCCUGUCGACACUCCUGAAGAUACACCGCCCAAGGGACAGCAGGAGCAGAAGAUCAAAGAAGAGCCAGAUUCACCGAGUGGUGAUUCACAACCUAUACCAGCUGACACCACUGCCAGAAGAACGUCCUACGUCCAGCCCACUGACGGCUUCUACAGCAACUCACUGUCGGUCACUCGCCCCGGACAUGAACCGGUAGAUAUUGGCCAGAUCACCGGCAUUUACGAUAUUCGAUGUCUCCAACUUGAGGAUGAUUUCCUCGAAACCCAGAACAACCUGAUGCUUCGUCUUAACCGCGAUCCCAGGUCUUCAAAAUGCUGGGCCAGCUUCGAUUGGGGCCCUUUCUCUGGAGUCAUUCAGAUGAACCCUGGUCCGGCCAGCUACUCGCCUCACCCAGUCACCCUCGGAUGGCGUGCGCGUGAUCUCCUGACUGAUCGUAUCAGAUUUGGCCGAGGCUGCAAUGGGAAGAUGGUGUUUCCCAAACCAGGCGCGAUCGAAGGUACAUUGUUCGGCCUAUACGGCGAAGCCAUAGAGUUUUGGGGUGAGAGAAGGACUGGCCCGAGAAACUGUGGGCGUGCGCCGAACUCGUUCCAGGAGGAUUGGGAUUCUUACCCAUCACAAGUCUAUGGACCCCCGAGCCAAAGUGGAAGUGAUGAUGGAGAGCUAUAUGACCAGAAUGGCAAUCUCAACCCACGUGGUCGAUUCUCCGAAUUACUGAAGAGGAACCAGAGCGGCUGA
Molecule: messenger RNA, 1929 nt
Organism: Lasiodiplodia theobromae
Lineage: Eukaryota; Fungi; Ascomycota; Dothideomycetes; Botryosphaeriales; Botryosphaeriaceae
Exons: 1
Coding region: 1-1929 (642 amino acids)
Source: RefSeq, a predicted model, not a curated record